AUAGGUUUGUUUUUAUCGUGUGUUCUGUGGUUUGUAUACCGACUUGCAAAAAUAUUUUUAUGUUUUGCUUUUAAAGUGUUUGUGUCGAUUUUUUACAUUUAUCUCCGAAAAAAAUAUGAAUUUAGUUUUAAGGCAAGUGCUAUCGAGGCAAACCUUUAAACUGUGCGAUAAAAUUUCGAACAAAACUUUACAUAAACAUCUAAAUGUAACCUCAACAUGUACUGUUACACAAUUCAGAAAUUAUUGUGAAGAACGUGUAGAAUCGAAAAAAUUGCCACCGUUAAUGGAAUUCCCACCUAUAGUGUGGCCGUCCUUUAUCAAAUUCAUAAAAAAUUGGAUGUUUUCAAACUUCAUAAUUCGGCCGUACCUUGAACCAGAAUUUAGCUUAGCAGAGUUUAUUGAGGCUUCCAAACAUGCUGUUCAGGUUGUUUCAGAAGCCUUACAAAAAAGUGAUUUCAAAGCUUUAGAAGGUCUUGUAGACAAAGAUGCUAUCGAGGCACUGAAGACUGCUGUAUCACAGUUAUCAGUGUCACAAAGACAGCUACUUGGCAUUGAUAAAGAAGAUAUAUUUUAUGCCUUCCCUUACCAGGUUGGUGUAAUUUUUGAUGACUCUGAAAAGCGAUGGGUUGAGAUCACUAUGUGUUAUCAUGUGCUAAAAGGACUCAAAAGCUUACAAGAAUCUGGAGAUUUACCUCCUAUAUCAUUGGGUGUCCAGCCAGAGUUCCAAGACAAGAUAUUCAUCCUUAACUACAGAUUCAUAAGAGAGUUCACAAAAGGUGUAGAAGAUAGCUGGUGGGUCAACAUAGUAAACCAUUUUCAGCCACAAACACUUGUCAAAAAAUAAUCUUUACUUAACCAAUGAUAAUAGAUAAGCCAAACUGGAGUCACCUGAAUUUUAUUAAAUAAAAGUAAAUAAAUUGUUAAUUAUUAUUGAUUCUUUUAUUUUGACUUAAAAUAUCACAGCAUAUUCAAAUUCAUUUAUUGAUUCUUUAUUUUUUUUUUCACCACAACUAUAUUAUUAAAUUAAUUAUUAUUAUUUUAUUUCUUUUAUUUAAAAUAAUUGACUUAAAAUAUUACAACAUUUUCAAAUUCAUUUAUUACUGCCUUAAUUUUUGUCACCACAACUGCUGCAUCUCCUGUGAAUAUAUUUGUCCAUUUAUAAACUUGUAAUUAAUCAUAAUUUAUAUACUUAAUAAUAUUUUAUAUUACCUUUAACUGGGUCAUAUAAUGAUCUUUUAGCUACUCCACAUUGAAUUUUAAUAGGUUUCUGCUGUCUUAUUGAAUUCUCAACAUCUGUAAUAUGUAAAAAAAUCAAAUAAAACAGCUUAUUGAAGCUCAAUAUUUUCGAAACAUCACUUUAUACUCACCACCAUGAACUUUGUCUAAUAAACUACUGAUAUCUAAAUCAUCUCCCAAUCUUGUACAAAGAGAAUUCACAUAUUGACUACUUCCAGGCAAUAUUUUAUCAGUAUCUCCAGUUUUCAGCUCAUAUGUGACAUUUUCAUCUAUUGUUGUAGAGCAUUCUAUUUGUAACACUUCAUAAGCCGCUUGAGAAGACUGUGUAGAAUAAGCCACUAGGAGAUUGUUGUGAAUUGUGUAUUCUUCUAUGUUUGAUAGUGACUCAAACAGUUUAGGAUUACUACACCUGAAAUUUUACUGUACCAUAAUAUAUUAAGCACUUUAAACUGUUAGUCUAAAACGCAAAUCAUUGGAAAUUCAAUUUUGUAACAGUAUUGGAACAACACUAUUGUACCUAAUUACAGUUAAUACAAAUUCAAGAAUACCUAUCUAAGUUCAUCCUACACAUGUCCAUUAUCAAAACACAGAGCUCGAUGUUACAUUUUUCCAAUCCUUUCAAAAUGAAAUUCUCUGUGAUACAGUGGAUUAUUUCAAUAUUUUCUGUUGGGCAAUCUAUGCAGAGCAGAAAUUUAGUAUUGCACAAUUCACAACCAUGUCCUGCAUAAAAGAUAAAACCUGAAAAUUAUAAGAACACAUAUUCAUCUGCUGCUUACAACAAAUGUAUAAUUUCAUAAAGAAAUUAUAUUUCUAUAACUGAUUAUUAAGCUUAAAACAUAAUUAACUUACAGUAAGAAUCUUCAGGGAUCACAUCAAACAAUUUGACUAAUACUCUUUUUAAUUCUGAGCUCAAUAAAUUUUUCAAAGUUAAUACAAUGAAUCCUAAAUUUUUCAAACUAGCAGCAAGAGAGUCACAAUCUACAGAUGGUGUGGCCAAUUUAGAUAGAUUAUUAUAUCCGCUGUUAGCUAUUAAUAUUGCAAUUUUCGCCUGCGGUUUAUAGUAAGUCACUAUGGUUUUAACUUGAUGUGAUGUUGCGAGAAAUUGUUUAUAUUGAGCAGCAUUGUAGCCACGACGAUAUAAAUAUUUCAUCAACUUUUCUCCAGGUUGAUUUGUGUCACUAAACGUUAUCCUAAAAUCCAAAACAUUUUAUUUAUCAAGUGUUUAAAAUAAAAUAUUACAUAAAAUUGUAAAAUAUUACAAGUGUAGACAGAAGGGCUUACUUCAGGUUCGCUAAAUCUGCAAUAAUUUCACAUUUUUCUUUCGUGAACGAUAAAGCAUGUUGAUAUUCUUCAUAUGACAAAUUAUUAAGUAAAGACAUUUUUCUUUAAUAAACAUUUAAUUAUUUUAAUUAUUACACUAUUUUUUUCCUAGAUACGUAGGUAGCAGUCACAGAGCCGGGUGACACUGUAGUAUAAAAUUAAAAUUUUUAUUUUUG
Molecule: messenger RNA, 2732 nt
Organism: Diatraea saccharalis (sugarcane borer)
Lineage: Eukaryota; Metazoa; Arthropoda; Insecta; Lepidoptera; Crambidae
Source: the annotation of a GenBank genome assembly